Molecule: messenger RNA, 3309 nt
Organism: Aspergillus melleus
Lineage: Eukaryota; Fungi; Ascomycota; Eurotiomycetes; Eurotiales; Aspergillaceae
Gene: STE23
Product: a-pheromone processing metallopeptidase Ste23
Exons: 2
Coding region: 1-3309 (1102 amino acids)
Biological process (GO): peptide catabolic process
Cellular component (GO): cytosol; mitochondrion
Molecular function (GO): metal ion binding; metalloendopeptidase activity
Source: RefSeq, a predicted model, not a curated record
AUGGGCUCGAUCGAUCGCAUCACCGAGAACUUGGAGAAGCCGGAAAUCGAUGACCGAUCGUACCGCGUGGUUCGCCUGCCCAACAAGUUGGAGGCACUUCUGGUUCACGACCCGGAGACCGAUAAAGCCAGCGCGGCGCUGAACGUAAAUGCCGGCAACUUCUCCGACCCGGAUGAUUUGCCCGGUAUUGGUCAUGCUUUAGAGCACAUGCUGUUCAUGGGAACGGAAAAGUAUCCCAAAGAGAACGCAUACAACCAAUACCUAGCGGCCCAUUCGGGCUCGUCAAACGCCUACACCGCUGCUACCGAGACCAACUACUUCUUCGAAGUGUCUGCCACUUCGACAUCGAGUGACGCGUCUUCCAGUGGCACAUCUACCCCCAGCGCGGCGAAUGGCACGACUUCCACUUCCGAUGUCAGCACCGCCGGCCCGUCGCCCUUGUAUGGCGCUUUGGAUCGAUUCGCACAGUUUUUCGUGUCACCUCUAUUUUUGGAAUCGACCCUGGAUCGUGAGCUGAGAGCGGUGGACUCCGAAAACAAGAAGAACCUGCAGAGCGACUUGUGGCGUCUGAUGCAACUCAACAAGUCCCUGUCGAAUCCCGCUCACCCAUACCACCACUUCUCCACCGGCAACCUGCAGACGCUGAAAGAGGAGCCGCAGAAACGCGGCGUCGACGUUCGCAGCGAAUUUAUCAAGUUCUACGAGAAGCACUAUUCGGCCAACCGGAUGAAGCUGGUGGUGCUCGGACGAGAGUCCCUGGACGAGAUGGAGCAGUGGGUUGGGGAGUUGUUUGCCGGAGUCAAGAACAAGGAUCUACCACAGAACCGCUGGGAUCACGUGCAGCCGUGGUUGCCCAGCGAUAUGUGUAAGCAGAUCUUCGCCAAGCCCGUCAUGGACAGCCGCUCCAUUGACAUCUUCUUCCCCUUCCUUGACGAGGAGUUUUUGUACGAGUCGCAGCCGAGCCGGUACAUCAGCCACUUGAUCGGCCACGAAGGACCGGGUAGUAUCUUGGCGUAUGUGAAGGCCAAGGGCUGGGCCAACGGUCUUUCCGCCGGAGUGAUGCCCAUCUGCCCCGGUUCUGCCUUUUUCACCGUGUCGAUUCGUCUGACGCAGGAGGGAUUGAACCAGUACCGCGAAGUUGCCAAGGUGGUGUUUGAGUAUAUCGCCAUGCUGAAAGAGCGGGAGCCGGAACAGUGGAUCUUCGACGAAUCCAAGAACCUGGCAGAGGUGGAGUUCCGAUUCAAGCAGAAGUCUCCCGCCAGUCGCUUCACAAGCCGUCUGAGCAGCGUCAUGCAGAAGCAGCUCCCCAGAGAGUGGCUUCUUAGCGGCUCGCUAUUCCGCAAGUUUGACCCCGAGUUGAUCAAGAAGGCCCUUUCGUAUUUCCGCGCCGAUAACUUCCGCAUGAUCAUCGUCUCGCAGGACAUCCCUGGAGACUGGGACUGUAAGGAGAAAUGGUACGGAACGGAAUACAAGGUUGAAGACGUGCCUCAAGACUUCAUGGCCAGCAUCCACGAGGCGCUGGCGACCACCCCCGAGAAGCGACUGUCCGCACUGCACAUGCCGCACAAGAACGAAUUCGUUCCUACCAGGCUCUCGGUGGAGAAAAAGGAGGUAUCCGAAUGCGCCAAAACGCCCAAGCUCAUUCGCCACGAUGACCACGUUCGCCUGUGGUUCAAGAAGGACGAUCAGUUCUGGGUGCCCAAGGCCACCGUUCAUAUCACGCUCCGGAAUCCCUUGGUGUGGACCACGCCGGCUAACCUUGUGAAAGCCAAAUUCUACUGCGAGCUCGUUCGAGAUGCGCUCGUGGAGUACUCCUACGACGCCGAACUUGCCGGCCUAGAUUACCAUCUGUCCGCCAGCAUCUUUGGGUUGGACGUUUCGGUGGGCGGUUACAACGAUAAGAUGGCCGUGCUCCUAGAAAAGGUGCUGACUAGCAUGCGGGACUUGGAAAUCAAGCAAGACCGGUUUGAUGUUAUCAAGGAGCGUCUGACCCGCGCCUAUAAGAACGCCGAGUAUCAACAGCCGUUUUAUCAGGUCGGAGAUUACACCCGGUAUCUGACUGCUGAGAAGACAUGGAUCAACGAACAGUACGCGGCCGAGUUGGAGCACAUCGAAGCCAAGGACAUCGCCUGUUUCUACCCUCAGUUGCUCAGUCAAAACCAUAUCGAGAUUCUUGCCCACGGCAACUUGUACAAGGAGGAUGCUUUGCGCAUGACCGACUCCGUCGAGACCAUCCUUCAGAGCCGCAUCCUGCCCCAGUCGCAGUGGCACGUGAGGCGCAACAUGAUCAUUCCUCCGGGAUCCAACUACGUUUAUGAGCGCACGCUCAAGGACCCGGCCAACGUGAACCACUGCAUCGAAUACUAUCUCUUCAUGGGUGACAUCACCGACAAGGUUCUCCGGGCGAAGCUGCUGCUGUUUUCCCAGAUGACGGACGAGCCGGCAUUUGACCAGCUUCGAAGCAAGGAGCAGCUUGGCUACGUCGUCUGGAGCGGUGCGCGUUAUUCUGCCACCACCGCUGGUUACCGGGUCAUCAUUCAGAGCGAGCGCACCGCGCAGUACCUGGAGUCGCGUAUCGAUGCCUUCCUCGGCAACUUCGGGCGUGAUCUGGAGCGGAUGACGGACGACGAAUUCGAAGGCCACAAGCGCAGCGUCAUCAACAAGCGCCUCGAGAAAUUGAAGAACCUGAGCUCUGAGACCAACCGUUUCUGGACCCACAUCGGCUCUGAGUAUUUCGACUUUGUGCAGAACGAGUCCGACGCCGCCAACGUGAGGGCUCUGUCCAAGGACGAACUCGUGCAGUUCUUCCACCAGUACGUCAACCCCGAAUCUCCCACUCGGGCCAAGGUUGCGAUUCACCUCAAGGCGCAGAGCGGUCCCUACGUGGACGGCGCGGAAUCUGGUGAACCCAAGACUCGCUUGGUGUCUGCUCUUGGCAAGCAGCUGGAGGCCGCUGGAUUUGCGGUCGACUCGGACCGUCUGUCUGCUGCGUUUGCCAAGCUCGAGGUAUCGCCGGGAGCGGAGAGCCAGAUUCUCGACACUCUCAAGACCUUCCUGGGCUCCGAAAUGAGCCUGUCCGAGCAGCAGAUCGAGCCCGUUCUCAAACAGGCAGAGCAGAACUUGGGCGUGCACCUGAAGCAGCUCGGCCUUGAAGAACCGACGACCAACGGAGAAGCCAAGGCUGGCGAAGCUCAGCACCCGACCUACAUUACCAACGUGCCCGAGUACAAGGCGCGUCUGGCCGUUAGUGCCGGGCCCAGCCCGCUCACCGAUCUGAGUGAAUUUGAAGACUUUGAUGCGAAACUUUGA